CAUCUGGGUGGCUCAGUCGUUAAGCAUCUGCCUUCGGCUCAGGUCAUGAUCCCAGGGUCCUGGGAUCGAGCCCCGCAUCGGGCUCCCUGCUCAGCGGGAAGCCUGCUUCUCCCUCUCCCGCUCCCCCUGCUUGUGUUCCCUCUCUUGCUGUGUCUCUCUGUCAAAUAAAUAAAAUCUUAAAAAAAAAAAAAAAGAAGUAAUAACAAUAGCUAGGACUUAGUGAAAGCUUCCCACGUGAGCCCUGAAGACAAGCCUUGCGGGUUUCACAAAUUCUCCCAGAGCCCAUAGUUUCUACAGAGGAAUUUACUCAACAGCAGCUUACUCGCUGGAGAGAAUGGAAUGAGUCUGACGUUGGGUUACUGGAAGGAGAAGCUGGGUUGAGGUGGGAGUGGAGCUUCUGUAGUUCUGUGCUGGCCAUGAGGAAGUAAGUGAUCAGGAAGUGCUGAGGCCAUUCCAAUCAUAGAACCAUAUGAUUUUUGACCAGAAAGGGGGUUAGGCAAUGAGUUGAGUCUUCUCGCCCUCAUAGAAAAAAGCGAUUUGCCCACAUUAAGCCCAAAAGCAACAGAGACUUAAAAGGAAUCCAUUUCCCUAAAUUUAAGUUUCCAAGAGACUCCCAUAUUCAAACCCAGAUUCUGGACAGGGAUAAUAAGAGACGGAUACAGGAUACCUUGAAAGCGAAACUCCAUUAAAACUGAGUAGUGCUGGGGAAACAUAAGUUAAGACGCUUCACUCCGUUAUAGAGGAUGUAUUUCAACGACAGUGUGGGAUAGUAGAGAAACACUUCCUAAGGAAACCCAGAGCUCUUUUCUAUCUCACGUUUCUUUUCGCUGAAGCUCGAAGCUCAAAGUUCAUGGCUUCAUCAAAGCAGCUCCAAAUACUGACGGUGAGAUAGCUCUCACCUGGAGCCCCAUGUGUGCUCCUCUACCCCUUGGCUGGGACCAGUCACCUGGGAAUCACUCCAGCAGGUGGCUUCCAAAGUCCAACCUGCUGGGUUGAAAUCUGACACUGACAGAGACUCCCCCGGAGCCGCUAUUGAAAGCUAAACCAGGAACCAGGAAAUGCACCAGCCUCUUUCUGUAGAAAAACAGCUGGGCUCCUCGGAGACAGAACACCAUGGGAAACCAGCUCUGCUGUGGGGGAAGCUGGAGCUGCCCACCAACUUCCCAGAGGAAAAAGAAACCAGGGAGCCGAGCAGGACGGGCUCUGAAGCAGCCAAAGCAGCAGAACAGGGCAAAGGCCUGUGACACAAGAGGACAUAUUUGUGAACAGGUGUUAGAGAAGCCCACGUCUCAGGAGAGGAGUCGAGGCCUCAGGUUGAAGGAGAGCAGCUUACAUUAUGCAGACAUUCAAGUGUGCAGCUCUACCCAGCCACGCUCUGCUCUGGAGGUGAAGAACCUGCAGUUUGAAAAUGCUACGCAGUACGCAACCCUUCGCUUCCCCCAGGCCACAUGCCAUUAUGACAGCAAGAACGGGACCCUAGUGUGAGCGCUGGGGAGGACAGACCUGUUUCCAUCAUUUUACCACUACUCCCCUGGGGAGACUCUGCACUGGGGAAAUGGCUGGCAGCCCAGAGAUGCCUGCCACGUUUUAAAGAACUCCAGAGCCCUUGUGAGUGCCCCCAGUCUUGGCCCCUCCCCUAGGCCUAUCUUUUACUUGCCACCAUUAGCUUGGAGUGGUAUUUGGGUUAGCUAGGGGUGGAUGGAGUUCCACAAAAUGAGGGGGGCUAGGAUGAGGGCGCAGGAAGUUUUUUGACCCCUUCCUUUGCUCCUGCUUUCAAGAAAAGUGCUUAUAGGACAGGUUACCCCGGCACUUGAGCUGAUUUUGUUGGGCUUAAUUUAGUGGUGUCUCUUUUACACACCUUAAACUCCAAAGCUGAAGAAGGAGAGGUGCUCUGGAAAAGCAUUCUGAGUUCUUGUGCACAGCCCCCAGAGCUGGCUUGGGCAAUUCCUUCGGUGGUUGGGUCAAGGGUCCCAGAACCUCAACAGACAAACGAGGGCAAGGGCUGAGACGUGGAGGAAGCGAUCUCUGACCAUCGGUUACGAAUACUUCAAGUCAUUGACAGCACUGCAUGGCCCGGAAACUCCCCUUGGUUGGAUCGUUGGCUCUCGCAGGUGCGGAGCCGCUAGGAUCAAUAAAUCGCAUAAGGAACAUGCCUGGUGCUUUUCCGGGGUGGGGGUCUGCAGGCUCUACGUAAGCGAAGCCCUCAGCCUGAGGGCAGCCGGGAAAUCCAGACACUUCGCGCGCGGGACCCCACAGGCCUUGGCUGGGGCGGAGCGGGGCUCUGGUUUGGACGCCCAGGAGGCG
Molecule: messenger RNA, 2304 nt
Organism: Mirounga angustirostris (Northern elephant seal)
Lineage: Eukaryota; Metazoa; Chordata; Mammalia; Carnivora; Phocidae
Gene: CUNH11orf52
Product: chromosome unknown C11orf52 homolog
Exons: 4
Coding region: 1114-1485 (123 amino acids)
Cellular component (GO): extracellular exosome
Source: RefSeq, a predicted model, not a curated record